This is a messenger RNA of Anopheles nili, 3001 nucleotides long. It is a transcript of the gene Brd7-9, whose product is annotated as bromodomain-containing protein 7. The transcript has 5 exons. The coding region runs from base 178 to 3000 and encodes 940 amino acids. Gene Ontology annotation, cellular component: nucleus. NCBI's taxonomy places the organism in Eukaryota, Metazoa, Arthropoda, Insecta, Diptera, Culicidae. Gene Ontology annotation, biological process: regulation of transcription by RNA polymerase II. The record is from RefSeq and is a predicted model, not a curated record.
GCGCGAUUGUUUUGGUCGGUGUCGCGUUGGGCGAGUUAAUUUGUUAAUUUUUGGUUUAAACUCGUGACCGAUACAUCUUACGUUGUUACACAAGUUACGAGAAGAGGAGGAAGAAGAAGACGUGCUUGGCUUGUAUUUUAUCAGAACAUCUCCGGGAAGAACACCGGGUUAUAUGCGAUGGGCUCGAAAAAGCACAAGAAACACAAAUCAGAACGAAGAGAGCGCGAGGGUGGCAAAGAAAAAUCAUUCAGCCUCGACCGACCACCUAGCUUGAAGCUCAUACUAAAGGUGAGCGGAAACAGCUCGACACCGGAACACGGCAAUGACUCACCGGCCUAUGGUAUCCAGUCGGACGGUGGGAGCACUCUGUUCACCAGCACCAGUGGGGACUAUCCGGAGCGGCACAAGAAAUCUAAAAAGAAAAAGAAGAAAAAGGAUCGCGAAAAAAAGCACAAGCACCACCAUAAGGAGAAGCGCCACCGGCAUCGCGGAGAUGACUCGAGCCACGGCGAUGAAGAUGAGGAAGAAGAAGAAGACUUCAACAGCUUUGGAGACGAAAGUUCUCAGACGACGGCCGAUCCCGUCGCGUUACCGGUGCAUUACCCAGCGGCCAGUUCGGUUGCGGUGGCGGCCGUAGCAGCCGUUGCCAGUUCGUCGCUUGCGGCGCAACCCGUCACGAAGCCGCUGCUACCGGAAGCGUUGCUUUCACCAAAGCUCGAACCGGAUUUGGAAUCAGAAUCGGUGUCCGAAACAACGGCGGAACCCGACGGCUCGUUGUUAAGCGGUGGUCUUAUACCGAAGGAUGAGAUGACGACUGCACCGAGCUCGGUGACGACGGAUGAACCGCUGCAGAGCCCGGGGUCGAUGCAGUCUUCGUCACGGCCCGGAAGCAAGAUCGAUUUCCACGAUACAAGCUCGAGCCAGGCACCGAAAACGCCCAACUCCGACUGCAGUGGCCGAGAACCGCGCAGUUGCGUGUUGAAGCAGAAGCAGAGCCGCACGCCGCUUAACAAACUGCUCGAUCAUCUGCUGAAGGCGCUGGAAAAGCGUGACCCGCAUCAGUUCUUUGCGUGGCCCGUCACUGAUGAUAUCGCGCCUGGGUACUCCUCCAUUAUCCUUAAGCCGAUGGACUUUUCCACUAUACGGCAGAAGAUUGAGGAAAAUGAGUACGGAUCGGUGGCGGAGUUCAGCGACGACUUCCGGUUGAUGUGCGAGAAUGCGAUCAAGUACAACCACUCGGAAACGGUGUACCACAAGGCGGCGAAAAAGCUGCUGCACGUUGGCGCUCGGUUGCUGCAACCGGACAAUCUGAUGCGAUCGUUGCGCCCGUUGAUGACGUACAUGCGUGAGCUGACGGCGAAAGAGCUCGGAUUCGAACUGCCCGUCGGGUCGGGAGAUGGAGCGGAGAGCGAUUUCCACCAUCAACACCACACGGCUGAUUCAGCUGACGAAGCGAUGGCGGCCGCUGUUGACGAGGGCAUUAACGCUCAAAUCGAAGAAGAGGAAAAGCGCAAACAGAUCCGGUUGGACAAUAAUCCGCACACAAAGUUCGAGGCGUUUGUCGAUGAUCUGACGGCGGACGAGGUGCUGGCACAGGUACAAACCGCUUCCAUGAACGCGCGAACGAAGCUGUUGAAGCGAAAAUCGGCUCACAGACUGGGCUUCUUGAGGCAGCACCGAGACGGUACGACGUCGAUGAAGAUUCUGUUGGACGCGAAAUCCGAGGGUGGCGAAGGUGGACCCGAGCGAACGGUAACGUUGGGUGCGCACACGGGCAAGUUGCAGUACGGAACCGGCCAGCUGCAGGGCUUCCGGGAGGAUCGCCGUAACAGUGCGAAAAUCGUCAAACCCCUCAGCUACGGUGCGUUCAGCUCAUUCGCACCCGUUUUUGAUUCGCGGUUCGCCAACCUCAGCAAAGAGGAAACGGAGAUGGUGCUGAAUACGUACGGGUGCGAGACGGGUGGUGACUACGCCGAAAGCAUCCUACGGUUCGCCAUGGACAGUCCGUUUGCGGCCGGUAUGGCGCACAAUCUGCUUGAUGUGCUGACAAAUGGUGAACAUCGCCAAACGUAUGGCAAGCUGUACGAAUCGCACAUGCAGCGAGAGGAACGGGACGCCGUCAAACAAACGUUUCUCGAUCCGGUCGCGAUCGCGGAGGAAGUCAAGCGUUACGCCAACGUGAAGGUCGAUUUCGACAGUCUACGAUCGCUGUCCAGCCUCGGCGUGGACAUGAUGUUCCUUGACGAUCUCGAGUGCCAGCUGAAGGGGGUUGAAAUCGGCCCGCAACUGCAGCAAUCGCUAAACACGAACUCGGAUCUGCUGCACAAAUUGCACCAGCUGCAAACGGAUCGCCUGUCGGCACCGUUGCCGGCGCAUCUGUCGCACAUUCAGCACCCGUCCGAUGGUGAACUGGAGCUCGCGGGGCAGAUUACGAGCAACCUGACGCAGAUAGCGAAACAAUUGCCUCCAUCAGCGAUCGCAUCACCUCACGGUCUAAGGAAAGCGAUGGGCAUUAGCACAGCUGGAUUGGAGGUUUUUCAAGCACCGCCUCCGACGAAUGUUAUGCCGAGCAGUAGUGCUCAGCCUUCUGUACCUGCACAACCGCCUCUAGCCGCACAGCAGCAACCAAACGGCACGGGUUCACUUCCUGUGCCAACGACAACAACAAGCAUUUCCGCCCCAAGCGCACCCGUGGUACCGGUGGCAGACAUCGACACCACACCGAUGGAUAUGGAUCUGGAACCGGAGCCCAUUUCUCAUCGGCACCACCAGCACCAUCCACAUCCGCACCAUCUCCAGCCUCAGCAACAACCUCAGCAGCAGCAGCAGCAGUCGAUUAUUCAACCAAACCCGGUCGCUUCGUCCGGAUCGUCGGUUGACAUCGAUAGCGAGCUGCGGGAGUUUCUCGGCGGUUCCAGUCUCAGCACGUCCGGUCCAACCACCGCCGACGGUACGCAGUCGUCCGAUGCGGCCUGCAUCGAGCAGAUGUUGAUGGAUUAAA